This is a messenger RNA of Oenanthe melanoleuca, 3053 nucleotides long. It is a transcript of the gene NDUFAF6, whose product is annotated as NADH:ubiquinone oxidoreductase complex assembly factor 6. The coding region runs from base 9 to 965 and encodes 318 amino acids. The transcript is spliced from 9 exons. Gene Ontology annotation, cellular component: mitochondrion. NCBI's taxonomy places the organism in Eukaryota, Metazoa, Chordata, Aves, Passeriformes, Muscicapidae. The record is from RefSeq and is a predicted model, not a curated record. Gene Ontology annotation, biological process: biosynthetic process; mitochondrial respiratory chain complex I assembly.
CGGGCAGCAUGGCGGGCAGCAUGGCGCGGGCAGCGCUGCGGCGCGGCGGCAUCGGCCACCGCCUGGCGCGGCCGCCGGCGCUCGGCGGGAGGGCGGCUGCGGCGGGCUGGAGCGGCCCGGCGGCAGGAGGAGCGGUGCAGUACUGCGCCGAGCUGGUGCGGAAACAUGACUAUGAAGGGUUUCUGUGUUCUCUGCUGUUGCCUGCGGAAUCUCGAACCUCUGCUUUUGCCUUGAGAGCCUUCAAUGUGGAACUGGCUCAGAUCAAAGACUCCGUAACUCAGAAGACUACAGGUUUGAUGCGGAUGCAGUUCUGGAGAGAUGCUGUGGAGGGCAUAUAUGGUGAUAAGCCACCACAUCAGCCCGUUGCUACAGAACUGUGGAAGGCUGUCAAGAGGCAUAACUUGACUAAAAUGUGGUUCAUGAAGAUCAUAGAUGAAAGAGAGAAGAAUUUGGAUGAUAGGGCGUACCGUAACAUCCAGGAGCUCGAAACGUAUGCUGAGAACACUCAGAGUGCUCUCUUGUACCUCACCCUGGAAACGCUGGGUGUGAGGGACAUCCAUGCUGACCAUGCAGCCAGUCACAUUGGGAAAGCACAAGGCAUAAUAACCUGUUUAAGGGCAACCCCGUAUCAUUGUACAAGACGAAAGGUCUUUCUCCCCAUGGACAUUUGUAUGUUGCAUGGAGUUUCACAAGAGGAUUUUAUAAGAGGCAAGCAAGAAAAAAAUGUGAGAGAUGUAAUAUAUGACAUCGCCAGCCAGGCCCAUAUUCAUCUGGAACAUGCUAGAUCUUUCAGUAAGAAAGUUCCUGUGAAGGCGUAUCCUGCUUUUUUCUGUACGGUUGCUUUAGAUGAUUAUUUAUAUAACAUGCGAAAAGUGGACUUCAAUAUAUUUCAUCCAAGCUUACAAAAGAAGAGUACAUUAUUACCAUUGUAUUUGUAUAUUAGAUCUUGGAAAAAAACAUAUUAAAGUUUGUUUGGUUAUUUUAAUAUGGAUUCAGAGUGCUGAGUUUUUUUCUUCAAUGUCUUAACUUGCUAGAAUUGUGAAGUGUCUGACUUCACACUUCUGCAAAAUGCAGUUCCAGGGAAACAGCAGAUGCACAUGAACUGUAGCUGUCAGCUUGCUGGCAGUAGCUUCUUGGAAUAUUAGGCUGAUAUCUCUUUUUCACUUGUCUGCCAAGUCAUAUGUCCUUGUCUGAAAUUGCUUUUCUUGUCUUUCCUGUAAUAACAGCAGUAUGACAGAAUACUUGGACUAACACUUUGCUAAUGGAUACAUCUGACAGUUCUGAUUCUUUGCUGAGAAAAGGAAAAAGAAAAAAGACUGCUUUGUUGGUGCCCAAAAACAAUUACAGUAAAUGCCCUAUAAAUCAGCUAAGUAAUUCUGUUUAAUUCAAGGAGCAGGCUUCCUGCAAGUAGUGAUGAUGCUUCAAAGUUGGAAGAAUGAGCAUGUGUGUUUGAAUGCAAGAAAACUGACAGGAAAAGCUUUAGCAGAAAUUAUUUAGCUGUGUGUUGAGAUUGAGCAUUGAAGUGACUAUAGGUAGUGGGAGGAUAGCUUUGCAACGAAGGAAGAGAGCCCAUACGUUAAUAUGUAUGGAUUAGCACGGAUAGAACAAAAUACAUUUUUAUUUCUGGCAUUUUCAUUCUGCUCUUGGUUUGGCUGCAUCUUCCUCCUGGCCUCGUUUGUGCUGUUGCCCACAGCUGUCACUGCAAUGUGGGUUUGACUGCCCCUUUGUUGAGUAUUCAGCAUGUCUCUCAGGACACACUCCUGCGUGGCUUCCCUGAAUUCCUUUCCUUCGGUACUGUGAAAACAUAUUCCUGAAUGUUUCAGGUCAUUUUAGUACUCUCUCUCUCUAAAGAUACUUGUCUGGAUUUUUUUGUGGGAAAUUACUAAUAGCUUUAUACUUGGCAUCGCUUAGGAUCAAGGUAAUUAUUUCUGUUUGAUUUAUUAUUUGUUAUUUGAUGUUGUUCCUAACAUUCAUCUUAAUUCAAUUGCACAAAUCUGGUAUUUUGUUCUGCUUUCAUCCUUGUUCUAGUAAAUAGCUGCUUUUCCUAGAGAUUUUUUUUCUUAAAUCUGGGCUAAUCACCCCAGUUACUUGGCUGUAUAACAACAUCCUGUAUGUUUGUGUAAAAUGCUACAUAAUGAAUUUCUGUGAACAAGAUUUGUGGCUUUUUUACCACAAACUGUCAGCAUGGUAGAAAUCUUAGAAACCUGACAUUAAGUUCUUCAUUUGGUGAUUUUGCUUUACAUGUUUGAAGUUGGUUUGUGAUCUUGGUUAAUCUGCAGUUUUUUAUUCCUGAGUAAGACAUUUCUCUUUGAAUUUGUUCAGCUCAGGAUUCUGGUUUCUGUAUUAUUAGAGGUAGAGUAAUCAAGGUGAUACAAACCAAGAAGAAUCAGUAUGUACUAAAUUGGGAGCAUACUGGUUUUCUUAAUGUAAAAUUUUACAGGCUCUGUCCACUUUUCAGAUCAGCUGCAGAAUCAUAUCACUGGUGUUUCUGAAUGUGGCAAAGAGGUCUGGUGAAAAGAAAAUGUUUAAUUCCUAUGCAGGCACUGCAGCUCUUCCUGCCAAAUGAAGAGCAAAGGCUUAGGCUCUGUUCCUGCUACCAGGGCAGCUGCACAUUCACUCUGUUUAUUUUGUGAUCUGGAGCAAGCAUUACAAACGCCUCUUUCUGCACUUGGUCAUGUUUUGUUCCAAAUGUGCUGAGUCAGGCCAGUUGAGGCAGACCUGUCUGUGCUCUCAGAAGGAUUCACUCUCCUGUAAAGUCUUCUCCUAGGCAGCUAGCGACAAGGUAAGAGGACACAGCCUUAGGCUGUGCCAGGGGAGGUUUAGGCUGGACAUUGGGAGGAAUUUCUUCAUGGAAAGGGUUGUUAAGCAUUGGAACAGGCUGCCCUGGGAAGUGGUGGCAUCACCAUCCCUGGAAGUGUUCAAAAAACAACUGGAUGUGGCACUUAGUGCUAUUGCUUACAAAAUGGAGAUCAGUCAAAAGUUUGACUUAAUCUCAGGUCUUUUCCAACCUAAAUGAUUUUCUAAUGCUGUAAUAUUUCCUUUCUCAUCAUGGC